CUCCCAUUGAAGUCGAGUUGCUGCAUCCACUCAGUAGAUGCCAGUACUACUCUGGAUUCGGCAGGCUUUCAAGUGAAAGCUGAUACGUAAAACCUUGAACAUUGAAACCAGCUGAAGAGGGGUUCGAAGUUGCUGGAGAAGAAAUUGUGUUUCAAAGUAGUGGAUCUAUCAUGACUGUCAGGGUUCAGGGAACGGCGGGUUGGGACAAACCAGUGCCAAAGAGCCAGGCAAGAGAUUUAAACUGAUACUGAUGGCUGAAACUAUUGGGGACUAGGUAGUCGAUGUGGCUCAUAUAAUCCUCCUGUCCUCAAAGAAGCUGGGAUACCCCUUUAAAACAUCUCUGCCACUGUGUCAGCUCAUCCACUAUGAAAAAGAGAUAAUGUUGAGGGACAGGAGAGCUCUGUGGCUGGUACUGGGCAUGCUCAGUCUGUCUCUGCUGCUUGUGGUGCUGGGAGCCUACACAACGACCCGAACUGAGAGCCUGACUGUGACUGGCUACACCUCCGGAGUUAUUCUGACCCUCGGAUCAUUCCUGGGACUUCUGGGACUUCGUCUGGAAGAGAACCGCAAGCAGCUGCUGACGGCUGCCAUGGUAUUCCUGAGCCUCGGGGUCAUCACCUCUUUUCUGUGCCUGAUUAUCGAUGGCAUCUGUAUUGUCUUAAACAUGGACGUGCGUCCACUGAAAGCAGGGAGGUGCCAGUACUACAGCAGCGGCAACAGUUACAUCUAUGAGAAUUUCUACGCCUCUGUGUCAUGUUGGAAUCUAAAGGAGUCUUGUACCAUGACAGUACGAAGUGGGACCUGUUACUGCUGCGACCUGUACGACUGUGCCAAUGGAGGCUACCUCAGCAACUACUAUGAGUUUGUUGGAGUUCAAAGCUGUGAAGAAGUCUACACUCUGUACAUUUUAAUUUGGACCCUCGCCAGCUUCAACCUGGUGGCCUUGUUCACUGGAAUCCUGACCACAGCAGUACUCGGCAGCCUGAAGAACUCGAGGAGCAGCAGCCCUGUGGCCGAGCCCUCUGAGAACAAAGCAUCUUCCCCUACAGCUCCUCUGCUGAUGGACGCCAACAUACACAAAGCACACCAGCUCCACCCAGGAACAUCAACGUUUUUCCCUCCGGCAGAAAUGACAGCUGCCUCACAGAUAUAUCCUUCAGCAUCGACGCCCCUCACAGAGUUGAGCCCGUCUCCAUUCACUCCUCUAACCAGCCUGUCCGCUUGAGCUCCACCAGUUUGCCAGUUUAUUAGGUACAAUAGUGAAAACCAAUUUAUGUUCAGUUGAUGUUGAAACAGAGUCAGAAAGGUGGUAACUCAACUGGAUGAUCAUUUUUAUCCUAGCCCUCUGACUAUAACUCCGAACACACAGUAAUUUGAAACUAACUUGAUAUCAGAACAUUCAUUAAGAUUAAGUGCAGGACUGUUCUAUUAGAAUUCAUUCACUUUGACUAGAGUACCUAAUGAAUUAUUAUUAAUAUCAAAUGAUUACCAUUAUUAUUAUUAUUCACAUGAAGAAGAGAAAGGUAUACAAAUACUUAACUAUUGUUAUGUUUUAAACGUUGUUUUAAAUGUUGUUGAAGGGGUGUUUUAUUGUGUUUUCUUAAAAUCCUGAUGAGAACUUGGGGGAUUUUCCAUGCUACUUUUGCUCUUAUGCAGUAAGCUUGAUUAUUUACUGCAUUUUGGUCACAUACAUAAAGUGUAAAAUAUUUGUUAGUGAUAGAAAUGACAGUCUACUCCAUUGGUCAACUUCAUGUGCGUAAGAGGGCUUCUGUAGCUCAAACGUUCACACGCGAGUUAGAAUUUCCCAUGGGCGUGAAUUAGAAGCCUCUCACACAGCUUUGUCCUACACACUUUUCUGUAAUAAAUAUCAGGUUUGUGGAAGGUGUUCCUGUUAUAUUUAUGUUGUAUCAUCACUGCUUGUGUGUAAUUUAUGACCCACAAGGCCCCUCUUAACACGUGGUUUACACACAUACAUGCUUAUUUUACCUACUAUCGUUUCCCAGAAUAUAUUUUGCAUGACAAAUGUACGCUGAGUUGAACUUUUCAAACUGUGUUUAACUGCGAACUAACAGUAAUUCACUUAUUAUCAUAUGUGGCAAUGUACUUGUGAUAGAUGAAUCAACAAAAAAAAUGCACCGUGCUGCCACUAAACUGAAAUUAAAACAAUUAAUCAUCUUUUUUUAUACUUUGAACAAAUUAAUAAAUAAAUGGUUUAAAAAUC
Messenger RNA from Mugil cephalus (flathead mullet), 2221 nucleotides. RefSeq names its product transmembrane protein 255B. The record is from RefSeq and is a predicted model, not a curated record. Bases 380 to 1225 code for a protein of 281 amino acids. The transcript has 10 exons. NCBI's taxonomy places the organism in Eukaryota, Metazoa, Chordata, Actinopteri, Mugiliformes, Mugilidae.